AAGACCUCCUCCAAUUCCUUCUAUAGCAAACCGAUAAUUUAAGCUCCAUAAAUGCAUAAUGCCUGAAUUACAUUGCUCGUCAAAUCAAAACAUAUUUCACACAGAAUUCAGGAUUCUAUUCCAAUGGCUAAGAGUUUCUUAGCAUCAUUGCUUCUCUUCUUUCAGAUAGUUUGGUUCAUUUCUCUUCCUGCCGAAGCUGCAAUCAAGAAAUACCAAUUUGAUAUUCAAGUGAAAAAUGUUAGCAGGCUAUGCCAUGCUAAACCCAUUGUUACAGUUAAUGGGAUGUUCCCAGGGCCAACCGUAUAUAUCAGGGAAGGCGACAGAGUUCUCAUUAAUGUCACAAACCAUGCAAAAUAUAACAUGUCCAUUCAUUGGCAUGGAUUGAAGCAAUUUCGCAAUGGAUGGGCAGAUGGACCCGCUUAUAUAACACAAUGCCCCAUCAAGACAGGGCAUAGUUAUGUCUAUGAUUUCAAUGUAACUGGACAAAGAGGAACAUUAUGGUGGCACGCGCACAUCUCUUGGCUGAGGGCCACUGUCUAUGGUGCUAUUGUCAUCAUGCCCAAACAGGGGACCCCUUUUCCAUUCCCUCAGCCUCACCAAGAAACGAACAUAAUUUUAGGUGAAUGGUGGAACAAUGACGUUGAAGAACUUGUUAAACAAGGGAACAAGCUGGGAUUGCCCCCUAAUGCCUCAGAUGCACACACAAUCAAUGGAAAGCCGGGGCCAUUGUUCCCUUGUUAUGAAAAACAUACAUAUGCAAUGGAGGUAGAACAAGGAAAGACAUACCUCUUGAGAAUCAUCAACGCCGCACUCAAUGAUGAACUCUUCUUUGCCAUUGCUGGCCACAACAUGAUGGUGGUGGAAGUUGAUGCAGUUUACACCAAGCCAUUUUCUACAAAUGCCAUUCUAAUUGCACCAGGACAGACCACCAAUGUUCUUGUUCAAGCCACACAAGCCCCAGGAAGAUAUUUCAUGGCCGCUAGGCCGUUCAUGGAUGCACUGCUUCCCAUAGACAACAAAACCGCCACUGCCAUACUCCAAUAUAAGGGUGUCCCAACCACUGUCCUUCCAAUCCUCCCCCAGCUUCCUGUACCUGAUGACACCGACUUUGCCUUGAGCUACAAUGCCAAACUCAGGAGCUUGAAUUCUCCACAAUUCCCUGCAAAUGUUCCCCUUAAAGUGGACAGGCAUCUUUUUUACACAAUUGGUCUGGGGAUAAACCCAUGUCCAACAUGCAUCAAUGGCACACAGCUCAUAGCAUCUUUGAACAACAUCUCAUUUGAGAUGCCCCAAAUUGGACUUCUCCAGGCUCAUUUCUUCAACAUCAAGGGAGUGUUCAGGACAGAUUUUCCAGACAAACCUCUAACGCCUUUCAAUUACACCGGAGCACCAUUGACAGCCAACCUUGCUGCCAAUAUAGGCACCAGAGUUAGCAAGAUAACCUACAAUUCCACAGUUGAGUUGGUGCUACAAGACACCAAUCUUCUUACAGUUGAAUCCCAUCCAUUCCACCUUCAUGGUUACAAUUUCUUUGUGGUUGGGACUGGAAUUGGCAACUUUGAUCCUAAAGAAGACCCCGCUAAAUUUAACUUGGUUGAUCCUCCUGAAAGAAACACAGUUGGAGUACCCACAGGCGGCUGGACUGCUAUAAGGUUCAGAGCUAAUAAUCCAGGAGUGUGGUUCAUGCAUUGUCAUUUGGAGCUUCAUACCAGCUGGGGUUUGAAGACAGCAUUUGUGGUAGAGGAUGGAAAAGGAGCAGAUCAAACUAGGAAUGUUAAAGAACACUUUCCAUUUUAAUUUUGUUUACAUCUUUUUUAGAUCAUUUUUAUUUAAUUUAAACACAUGAUAUAAAUUUAUUAUAAUUAA
Molecule: messenger RNA, 1866 nt
Organism: Rubroshorea leprosula
Lineage: Eukaryota; Viridiplantae; Streptophyta; Magnoliopsida; Malvales; Dipterocarpaceae
Source: the annotation of a GenBank genome assembly